Molecule: messenger RNA, 892 nt
Organism: Erigeron canadensis
Lineage: Eukaryota; Viridiplantae; Streptophyta; Magnoliopsida; Asterales; Asteraceae
Product: protein NUCLEAR FUSION DEFECTIVE 6, mitochondrial-like
Exons: 4
Coding region: 51-380 (109 amino acids)
Cellular component (GO): mitochondrion
Source: RefSeq, a predicted model, not a curated record
UUACCUCCAUCUCCAAAAGACCAAAACCCACAAAACCUCCAAAAGAGAGGAUGUAUUUUAGCUCAAAUAUACACAUAAAAAUGGCAGCUAGGUCGGCAUUCCGCUCCUUCAACACCGUACGCUCGGCGGCUUCUAGAAUCUCCACCGCCGCACCCAAACCUAAUGUCACGUCAGCAUCACGCUCUGCUUUCCGUAUCCCCUCGCAAAAGAACCCCCUUUCUCAUCGCAUUUUCAGGUCUCCGGUGGAGCUGAGCGCUGUGUCUGUAGAAUCAAUGCUUCCAUUCCACACAGCUACUGCUUCUGCGUUGCUGACAUCAAUGCUUUCCGCUGCUCCACGCACUUGUGGUUGGACUCUUGAAGAUCUGAACGACGAUGUAUGAUGACUUGUUGGAAGAUCUGAACGACGAUUUAUGAUGACCAGUUGGAAGGAUCUGGACCUACUGUAUGAUCUCCAGAAGCAAGUUCCUGGAUUCACUUUCGUUGUUUUUAAUCUUAUAUAAAGUUCUACUAGAACCAACUAGGAUGAUGCUAGUAUUAUUAUCAGGCCAUAAUUUCUGGACUUAAAUGUCAUUUUGUUCUGUUUGGUCUGAUUUAAAUUGUAGCAAGCAUAUAUUAUUUGAUAUGGACUUUUGUUUGUUUAGGGCUGUGAUUGGCUCACUUUCGGCAAGAAGAAUUAGCAUGCUUCGUUUCCGUAAGGUUUUCAUUCAGUAAAUUGUUUGUUGCUUGUAGAUGGAUGCUUGUAUGUGUUCAGAUGCCGUGCAUUUGAUCUCUAACUCUCAAGAUGUUGCCGCAUAUUGUAAAUUUGUAAUCAUAGUGCUGGAUGAUUCUCAUCGUUUGUACUUUUGAAAACUCGAUAUCCGAUCAUUUCAUCAGGACAAUGUUGAUUUUGGUA